CAACCUCCAUUGAAACUGAAAUCAAAGUAAAGUUUGGUAAUUAUCCUCUGUUGACAACAACACUUAAAUCUGACUUUUAUUUCCCACUGAAUAAUUAAAAUUGGUAAACAAAAAAAAAGUACACGUUUUUCUUUAACACAAAAAAUGAAGCUGUUCUGUUCUGUUCUGUUCCUGAGCCUCUCUGUCCCACCCCAACUGCCUCUCUCUUUCUUUUGUGUGUGGAUUUUGGAAUACACAAAGUGAAUAUUUUUAUUGCUUUGCAUCAGUUUUAUUAUACUUGAUCUAGAUACCAACUCCAGUGGAAAGAGUUCAACUUUCUUUCUAGUUUUUUCUAGUUAAUUCAUUCGUACCCCUGCCAUGGAAGAAGACUCUGAGUUCUGUUCCUCACAAUUCAUGAGCUCAAGUUGUUGUUCUCAAGGCACACUUGUUCUGGCUCUUGCCCUUUUCACCAAAGGCUCUUCUCAUUGCUUUGGUGUCACUAUAUGUGGGUCUUCUUCAAUUUAACCUCUAUUUGUUCUUGCUUCAAGUAAUAAGCUUCCAAAGGUGUAAUUUUUUUUGCUCCAAUUUAUUGUACUGUUGUUCUGUUGACUCACUUCUGAAGAUGUUGUGUUUGGAAAUUGGUGUGGAGAUGAGGGUGGUUUUAUCACUGAUUUUGCAGCUGGUGAAGCUCUGCAUCAUUGGCUUUGCUGUUGCAUUCCAUGGAUCUGAAGGGUCUGCUAUAUCCCCAUCUCCAGGAUUCCUUCCAAUCAUUCAUCCUAGUGGAGAAGCACCUGCUCCCAUCCAUCAUGGAUUGUCAUGGGAAAGCAGUCCUCCAAAAUCACCUUCAGAUACAAACGGGUUUGGUAUAUCCCCAUCUCCUGAAAUAAUACCUGUGGAUCCUUCCCCCAGUGAAUCACCUGGUACUUUACACCCAAGAGAACCAUGGAGAACUGUUGCACCAAUCCCUCCAGAAGUACCAAAUGUGUCAUUCUUGCCCCCUCUAGUUACUACAUUACCACCUCUUACAUCAGCUCCAACUCCUCAGAAGAUAAAAGGAUUUGAACCAUCUAUAUCUCCUAGUCCUAGUACAAGCACCAUAGCAUCAUCACCACCGGCACCAUAUAAUGAUGCUCAUGCACCAUCAACUGCUGAAGGGAAUGUGCCACCAUCCAUACAACCAAGUCCGUCUCAAAGCAAAACAACACCUGCUAUUAGGCCUCCUGUAUCCACACCAAUUGCUCCAGCUCCAAUUCCAAUACCUUCUGGCAAUUUGCCAAAAACUUCACCUAUCAGCCAACCAAUUGAACAUGGAAGCUUGCCUCCUAAGAUUGAUGAGAGGAAUAAGAGUCACAAGCCAGAACCAGCUUUGCCAGCACUAGUUCCAAUGCCUUCUACCAAAUUGCCCAAAAUUUCACCAGUAAGCCAAGCCACUGAAAAUGGAAGUUUGCCUCAUAGAGAGGGUGAAAAUAAUGGUCACAUACCAGAGCCAAUUUCACCAGCCCCUAUAGUAUUCAGUUUUCCCGAACAUUCACCAGUGAGUCAGCCAACUGAACAUGGAAGUUUGCCUCCAAUUGACCCCAGAAGGAAUAUCAACCCUGGUCACACAUUGGAGCCAGUUUCCCAAGCCCCAGUUGCAAUGCCUCCUGCAAAUUUGCCAAAAUAUUCAUCAGUCAGUCAACCAACUCAUCAUGGAAAUUCCCCACCUGAUGUUCAAAAUAGAACUGCAAAUAAUGGUCACAGUCACACCCCAGCACCAGAAAUGCCACCAUCAGUUACACCACCAAGUCCAUUUCCAGUAGAUCCACCAUUGGCCCACCAUGUCAUACCAGCAGCAUCUCCACCCAAAUCACCAGCACCUGUUGUCUCUCCUGCAUUGACUCCUUCCAGAAGCUUUGGUUGGAAAAAAAGUGGAGAACCAGUUUCUGCACCUGUGUAUGAAACACCAAAGCCACCACCAACUAUAGUACAUUCCCAUGCUCAAGCACCUGUUGUCUCUCCUGCAUUAACACCUUCUAGAAGCUUCAAUUGGACAAAAGGUGGAGAACCAGUUUCUGCACCUCCGUACAAAAUACCAAAGCCACUACCAGCUAUAGUACAUUCCCCUGCUCAAGAAAGACAAUUUCACCAUGCUCCUGAGCCACUGAUUUCAUCUCCCAAAUCUCCUUUCAACAAAGAUCAUCCUCCUGCAUCUUCACCUUCAACCACAUUCUAUAAGCAUCACUAUACAAGGAACACAGUCACCAGCCCUGCUCCUGCAUCAUCACAUUUUGUUUCUCCUUCCACUUCAAAACACCAAGAUGGAUCAAAUCCUCCCUCGCCGCUGCCAACAAGUGGGCAAAGACAUCAUGCUCCACUACCAAUGAACACAGGUUCCUCGGUUUCCCCAUCUUCCCUCCAUAUUCAGUCACCAGUGAACCAGGUUUCACCUGCUCCUUCUCCGAUAUUCAACAUAUCCCCCCACUCAACCAAAAUUCCAUUGCAUCCUCCUAAAGUGUCUCCUUCUCGGCCUUCUUCCAAGAUCCCUAAGAAGCCAGUCCGGCCUCGUUUUCAAGCACUGCCACCCCCACCUCCAAAUGAAGAUUGUAUAUCAGUGGUUUGCUCAGAACCCUAUACAAGUACUCCACCUGGAGCACCUUGCAAAUGUGUGUGGCCCAUGGAAGUUGGUCUUCGCCUUAGUGUUUCUCUGUAUACUUUCUUCCCUUUGGUUUCAGAGUUUGCUUCUGAAAUUGCCACUGGGGUUUUCAUGAAGCAAAGUCAAGUUCGCAUUAUGGGAGCUGAUGCAGCAAACCAGCAACCUGAUAAAACUAUUGUAUUCAUUGACUUGGUACCACUUGGGGAAGAAUUUGAUAACACUACAGCCUUUUUAACUUCUGAGAGAUUUUGGCAUAAACAAGUGGUUAUAAAGACUUCUUACUUUGGUGAUUAUGUCGUGUUGUAUGUGACCUAUCCAGGUUUGCCUCCAUCUCCUCCUUUACCUCCUUCAAGCAUUUCCAUAAUCGAUGGUGGUCCGUAUUCGGGUGGUGGCAAUAAUGGUAGGACAAUAAAGCCCCUUGGGGUUGACAUAUCAAAGAGACAGCAUAGAGGUGGACUUAGCAAGGGCAUAAUUGCUGUCAUUGCUCUUUCAGUUUUUCUAGUAGUUGCUUUAUGCUUUGCUGCUGCUUUGGCAUCGUUCAAGUACAGAGAUCAUGUGAGUCAAACACCUUCAACCCCACGGAUUUUACCUCCUCUUACCAAAGCACCAGGUGCUGCUGGAUCAGUAGUUGGCGGUGGGCUUGCUUCAGCUUCGACAUCAUUUCGAUCUAGCAUUGCUGCUUACACAGGAUCUGCUAAGACUUUAAGCAUGAAUGACAUUGAGAAAGCCACGGAUAAUUUCCAUGCUUCCAGAGUACUUGGAGAAGGUGGUUUUGGGCUUGUUUAUAGCGGUAUACUUGAAGAUGGGACAAAAGUUGCUGUCAAGGUUCUAAAAAGAGAGGAUCAUCAAGGCAACCGUGAAUUCCUAUCUGAAGUUGAGAUGCUUAGCCGCCUUCACCAUAGAAACUUGGUUAAGUUGAUUGGUAUAUGCGCAGAGGUCAGCUUCCGCUGUUUAGUUUAUGAACUCAUUCCAAAUGGCAGUGUGGAAUCCCAUUUACAUGGAGCUGACAAGGAAAACAGCCCACUUGAUUGGAGUGCUCGGUUAAAGAUAGCUCUUGGUUCUGCUCGUGGACUGGCUUAUCUGCAUGAAGAUUCAAGUCCCCAUGUCAUACAUAGGGACUUCAAGUCUAGCAAUAUUUUGCUGGAAAAUGAUUUUACACCAAAAGUAUCCGAUUUUGGAUUGGCCCGAACAGCAGCUGAUGAGGGGAACAGACACAUAUCAACACGAGUGAUGGGAACUUUCGGUUAUGUGGCCCCAGAGUAUGCAAUGACUGGACAUCUUCUUGUGAAGAGCGAUGUUUACAGUUAUGGUGUUGUCCUCCUUGAGCUUUUGACUGGAAGAAAACCGGUGGACAUGUCACAACCUCCUGGUCAAGAAAAUCUCGUUGCAUGGGCUCGUCCACUACUCUCAAGCGAAGAAGGAUUGGAAGCAAUGAUAGAUCCAUCUCUUGGACCUGAUGUGCCUUCUGAUAGUGUGGCUAAAGUUGCAGCCAUUGCUUCAAUGUGUGUACAACCAGAGGUGUCGGACCGUCCUUUCAUGGGGGAGGUUGUUCAGGCUCUAAAACUUGUGUGCAAUGAAUGUGAUGAGGCAAGAGAAACAGGUUCAAGCUCUAGCUCUGUUGAUUUGAGUCAUUCUAGACAACUAUCAGAUAAUUUACAAGGCCAAUUCUCAGCCACUAACUAUGAUUCUGGAGUUGAUAUUGAAAAUGGGUUGUUAGCAUCAGAGUUAUUCAGCUCAUCAGCGAGAUAUGGAAGGCGAGUGUCCGGAUCAUUUAGAAGGCAUUCUUAUUCAGGUCCUCUAAAUACUGGAAGAAGCAAGCGGUUGUGGCAGAUAAUUAGAAAGCUUUCUGGGGGUAGUGUCAGUGAACAUGGAACUAUGUUUAAGUUAUGAGUCUUAUGACCAGGUUCCAUUGAACCAAAUUGCAAUUUUUGAACUUUCUUCUGUGCAUAUUGCUCUCCCUCACUUUGUUAAUGUGCAGUUCACAACUCUGCUAGAGGCAUUGCACCUCUCUGCCUGAGCCAUUUGAAGUUUGACAAGAGAAUACAAGCAAGUUGUAAAUAGGUUUUGACAUGCUUUUUUCUGCUAACCUGCAAGAUCAUGUGUAUGUAACUGGUACUAACACUUUGAAGAGGGGAAGCAAUGCAAAUCUAGCUUGAAAAUAGAAGAUGACUGAAGAUGACCUUUAGUAAGACCUCCAAUUGCAAAUACAAACAUACAAGAUAUAGUCUAUGCAGUUGCAGCAUCAAUAAUGUAAUGUUCAAAUUGUCAAAGUCUCAUGCAUUUAGAGGAGGAGGGGAUGGAAUGGAAUCUGGUUAAUUAGUUGUAUAGAACAAGAUAUAUUACGAAUACAAAUCUGAAUUUACGCAGGCCACUCAUUUUUGAAAA
Molecule: messenger RNA, 4996 nt
Organism: Glycine soja
Lineage: Eukaryota; Viridiplantae; Streptophyta; Magnoliopsida; Fabales; Fabaceae
Product: receptor-like serine/threonine-protein kinase ALE2
Exons: 20
Coding region: 602-4501 (1299 amino acids)
Biological process (GO): protein phosphorylation
Molecular function (GO): ATP binding; protein kinase activity
Source: RefSeq, a predicted model, not a curated record